Molecule: messenger RNA, 767 nt
Organism: Bipolaris maydis ATCC 48331
Lineage: Eukaryota; Fungi; Ascomycota; Dothideomycetes; Pleosporales; Pleosporaceae
Source: RefSeq, a predicted model, not a curated record
CUUGACCUGGUCGAUGCCACGCAGACUUGAACAUAGCUCGCUGUUGGGGGAUGCUGCUCCCAGACCCCAUGUUCCCAAAGUAUGCCGUCAGCCAUGACCAACAAUCAAACCUCGUUCACACAAGUUGCGCCAUGAUGGCAGCAACCCCUGUCACUCCUCAAUCAGAAGCAAUUCCCACCGUCGUCGGCUCAGUGCUUGGCAUGGUUGGGUUCCACGCAACGCUCUCAGGGGGAUCUGCAGGAGCAGGUCCGUGUCGCAUCCCCGCGUCGCCCGAGCCACUCUCAUCAAAAGUUGCAACGAUUUUCGACGCUCAUUUCAUGCACGCAAGCCGUGAUUUCCUUUGGGCGAAAUUGCCAAGGCGGUCUAGAAAGAGAGACGAGGCUUCAACCGCUGCCUGAAAAGGAAUCUCUUUCAAACGUCGACCCCUUCGCUUGGUCGCGUCCAAGCUACGACGGCAAGCCAAUAUCUGCAGACAGGCAGAUGAAACCCCACUUUGCCCUCGCACAUGCACCGCUCUAGUCCUCACCUCCCAAAAAUGUUCAAGCUCGUCCUUUGUCCGCCUGUCGCCUGUCGCCUGUCUCCUGUCACGCUGCAUGGGGGGGGGGGCUUGCUGCGAGACGGCGGACUUGUUCAUGCAAGCUAAGUUACUGGUCAGUCGUCGUGAGUGGGGGUUUGCGUUGCUUUAGUUCCCGUUGUACCCUGAAAAAAAAAGUAAGCCACGCUUGUCCGCAUUGACUGACUCUCAAUUCCAUCACAUGGGAAAGCCC